AUGCUCGGGUCUUGUGUUAAAACACCUUUCGGCAGCAGAGUCACACCCGAUGCCAGAGAGUUAUUGCAACUCCACUGCCUCCCUGAUGAUACCCCGUACAGAGCAGUUACUAGCUCAUCAUUCCUUUUUGAAUUCUUUGCAUUUUCCGUGAAUGAGAAGCAUUUCUCACCGACUUUCCUGGCUGGAACUUUAUCCCUCCCGUCCAACCACGUUGCUUCUCAAGAAAUUGAAGACUCCUCUGAGAACAACAUCUCGAAAAGCUUGAUUUGUGAAAUAUCCAUGAAGGAAUUUCCGCGGCUCAUUAGCAAAAGAGGGAGGCAACAGAGGGUGCGCUGGGAUUGGUCGUAUCGUAAAUUAAGUUGGAACCCCAGAAUUCUUGGAGGAAGUUCUUCACGAGUCAAUCUCAUAUUAUGUGCAGACUUUUCUCGUAUGGCAAAGGCAAAUGCGGAACUCUGA
Molecule: messenger RNA, 456 nt
Organism: Coccidioides immitis RS
Lineage: Eukaryota; Fungi; Ascomycota; Eurotiomycetes; Onygenales; Onygenaceae
Exons: 2
Coding region: 1-456 (151 amino acids)
Source: RefSeq, a predicted model, not a curated record